Eupeodes corollae is the source of this 2372-nucleotide messenger RNA. RefSeq lists its product as uncharacterized. The transcript is spliced from 13 exons. NCBI's taxonomy places the organism in Eukaryota, Metazoa, Arthropoda, Insecta, Diptera, Syrphidae. Bases 63 to 2288 code for a protein of 741 amino acids. The record is from RefSeq and is a predicted model, not a curated record.
UUGGUUUUCAAUUAAACUAUUAUAAAAUUGAAGUGUAAAUUAUACGAACAAAAAUUAAAAAAAUGGUUUCGCGUAAUUUGGUCUCAGUGUUGCUGUGUUUUGUAUUCAUGCUGGGAGCACAAGCUUUUCCUGCUGAUGUUGAACGGUGUCAUGCUGGAGACGUAGAAUGCAUUCGAAAAUCAGCUGUAAACCUAUUACAUAAGUACUCAAAGACAGGAUAUCCAGAGGCUGGUUUCCCAGUUCUAGAACCAUUUACACUCAAAAAGUUUGAUAUUUCUGAUGGUCGUUCCGGUUCAUUGAGUUUCAAAUUGAACUUCAAGGAUGUUUUAGUCGGUGGAUUAUCAAAUGUUAAUUUUGACAAAAUGGUUGGCUUUGAAGCAGAUCCAAAAACAAGCAAAUUUGAACUGUACGGAAGUUUGCCAAAGUUGACAUUGCGCGGUAAAUAUACUGCCGAUGGUCGUAUAUUAGUUCUUCCCAUUCAAGGUGAUGGCGAUGCUGAUAUUACAAUUGUGAAGCCUAAAUUUUCGGUUAAAUUCAAGCCAAGCUUGAACAACCAAGGUGGCAAGACUUACUUGGGAAUUGAUAAAUUGAAGAUCCUCAUCGAACCAGAAAAAGUUCAAAUCAAACUUACAAAUCUAUUCCAUGGUGACAAAACUUUGGGAGAAAAUUUGAAUUUAUUCUUGAAUGAAAAUUGGAGUGACGUUUGGACUGAAUUACAACCAUCAAUUCAUGUAGCGAUAUCGGAAAUUGUACGAAGUGUUGCUUUGAAUGUUUUCAAAAAAUUCCCCUAUGAAGAUUUGUAUUUGCAUCUUCCAGACCAAUUUACCGCCAACCAACCCAUAUUGCACUUGAAGCUAGACACUCUUUCAGCAUCAUGGAGGUCUGAACUUUCGGAGGAGCUAACACCAAUCGGAACAUUACCUCGUUUUAGUCAAGGCUACUCUGCCCUGAACCUAGUUGGCCUAAAUCCAUUGAAAAUUUCUGAAAUAAGGAUAAACCAGGGAGCCGAAAGCCCCGUUAAUAUCGACCUUAAAUUAAAGAACAGCGAAUUAACUGGCAUAAAGGAUGCCAAAGUUCUUCAUGUGAAAGGUUUCGGUAAAAACAUUGAUCAAGUCCAUGAAAUGACCUUGGAGUCUAAUUCAGUUUCAUUAAACGGCGACUACACUAUCAAAGGAAGAGUUCUUAUUCUACCAAUUAAUGGAAAUGGAAAAAGUAACAUCACAAUGGAAAACGUUCGACUUAAGAUGUCCUUACUGGGAGAAUCAGUAGUCAGAGAUGGUGAAACUUACAUGAAUGUCAAAAAUGUGAAACUCAACAUUGACACAAGUCGAUUAUAUUUUGAAUUUCUAAAUCUUUUCAAUGGUGACAAGACAUUGGGUGAUAAUAUGAACUUAUUUUUAAAUGAAAAUUGGAAGGAUAUUUAUGGUGAAGUACGUGGAUCGAUAACAUCGGCAUUUGCAUCGAUAUUCCAAAGUGUUGUAAAUAAUGUUUUUUCAAAUUUAUUACAUUUCCAAUCAAGAAUCCGAGUAAUUUUCGACAUGGUCAAUUGUGGAAUUAUUUUUUUAAUAGUUUUAGUUCUAAUUGUCUCAAGUGAAGGAAAAUUACCUUCUGAUAUUAAACCAUGUAAAGCAGGAGACCAAAAAUGUUUGAUAGAAACAAUUAACAAAAUUAUUGAGACUAAAUACAUGGGUGACCCUGACCUAAAUUUAAUUAGCAUUGAUCCGCUACAUAUUGAUUUUAUGGAAGUUAAACAACCUAAAGCAAGUCCAGUAAGCAUUGAUCUGUCAUUCCGUAAUAGUGAAGUUUAUGGCUAUAAGAAUUUUCGAGUAUUCAAAGUACGAGGUUUUGGAGAAAAUCCCGAAGGUAAACACUCCGUCUAUUUUAAAGGACCUGCUGCUUCUUUGGUCGGUGAUUACAAGAUCGAUGGAAAAAUUCUAAUUUUGCCCAUUGUUGGCGAGGGCAAGAGUAAUAUAACACUUGAAGACGUAUAUUUAAAAGUAAUGAUUAAUGGUGGAUCUAAAGUUGAAAAUGAUCAUAUUUAUUUGGAUGUUAAAGAGCUUAAAUUGAAUUUGAAUACAAGUCAAGUUCAUUUUGAUAUGUCGAAUCUUUUCAAUGGAGAUAAAGCACUUGGAGAUAAUUUAAACAAAUUUAUGAAUGAGAAUUGGGAAGACAUUUAUCUGGAAAUCAAAGGUGCUGUUUUGGAUGGUUUUGCAAAAUCUUAUACAGGUUUUAUAAGAGCUUUGUUUGCUUCACAUCCAUAUAGUGAACUUAUUGAUGGUGGAAAAUAGUAUCUAUUAGUCGAACAGUUUUAGAUUUGUUUUUCAAAAAAAAUAAUAAAGCUUUAAUUAUUUGUGUAAUAUUUAAAAUAAAAA